Messenger RNA from Paramuricea clavata, 414 nucleotides. NCBI's taxonomy places the organism in Eukaryota, Metazoa, Cnidaria, Anthozoa, Malacalcyonacea, Plexauridae. The record is from the annotation of a GenBank genome assembly.
AUGACAUCUAUCGUAGUUGGAGGACUCUUUAAUGCUGUGGCCUUUGCCGGGGCCGGCUUCCUAUUUGCCAAGUUGGAUGGACAGGGAUACAAGGAAGAGGUAAAAAGACAUAACCCGGCCCUGGAGAAGCUUGCAAAAGCCAAGGAGAAGUUUUACGAGUCCGAAGUGAAGCGUACGAACGACGAGGCAAGACGGAGGGCCGAAAUUCUGGAUGCUAACAAGGAUAUCGCGGAAACAAACAGGGCACUGGAAGACCUGAGGAACUAUACGAGGCUUAUGGAUAAUACGGCAUCUCAACGCAGACCGAAAUUGGAGGACUACUAUCAACCAUCGGACGAGAUGAAAAAAUACGCAGUGUUGACAGUGGGUAUACUGGGUGUUGGGGGAGCCUAUGGAUUAACACGAAUAUUUUAA